Nothobranchius furzeri (turquoise killifish) is the source of this 2893-nucleotide messenger RNA. NCBI's taxonomy places the organism in Eukaryota, Metazoa, Chordata, Actinopteri, Cyprinodontiformes, Nothobranchiidae. The record is from RefSeq and is a predicted model, not a curated record.
AAAACGUAAACAAAAGGCUCGUCCAGGUCACGUGAUGCGGAAACAACAACCCCGCUGAUGCAAACAGCUGCAUCUACUUGCAGUUCCACCCCCCCUCCCCCCGCCACGCACGUGCGCGGACGUACGUACGUAAGCGUGACGUCAUCAAAGAGCUAUCGCAUUACUUUGUUGCGUCAUCAGAAAGAAGACUUCAGUCUGUUAAGGUCGUUGUACGAAACGGAUCACAUCACAGCUCUCUACAGGAACCGCUUACCACUGCUUAAGUCAUCAGUUAAAAUGGCUCGUGAGAUGAAUCUUACAGAGUUGAAGGCUAAAUUAGACCAGAGUAAGGCCAACGAGAAAUUACUCACAGCCAAAAUCAAUGAACUGACAUCAGAAGUUAAGAAUUUACAAGAAGUUUUAUCUGAAAAAGAAACUGGGUGGAAAAACCAGUUGGACGAUUUAACAAAGAAAAAUACCAGAUUUCAAAGGGAAAUAAGAAAGGAGAAAAGUCAGCUGUCUAAUGCAAUGAUUCGGCUGACAGAGAGUACGGCAAAACUAGAAGAAACCGAUAAAUGCCUGGAGCCCUUGAAGAAGGAAUACCAACAUGUCAAACAAAGGCUUGAAAAAGACUUGGAAAAGCAAACGUCAAUCCAAAAGUCCAUUGAGGAAAAACUAAACAAUUCAGUGCAAACAAACACUGAAUUAAAAUUACAAAACGAAGAGUUUUCUAAAGAAAAUGAAAAACUUCAAGCUUUAAAUGAGUCAUUAUCGAAAGAUAUGGAUAUAUUGAAAUGUUCACUGGCUAAAGAGAUAAUUAGAAGAACAGACUUGGAAACGAAAUGUGAAAACUUGGAAACGACCAUCAGGACAAAGGUUGAAGUUCCGUUAAAUAAUAGGAUUAAAGACUUAAUGGGCCACAUCGACCAACUGAAAGCUGAUGCUAAAAAAAAGACUGCAUAUGUAACACGUUUAGAAUCAGAUAAGAAAACGUUACUAUCAGAAAAGACACAGCUGAAAAGGAAAAAUGAUGAAUGGCCAGAGAAAUACUUUGAAAUUACUCAGGAAAAUAAAAAGCUUGCUAAAGAAUUAGAACACACACGCAUUCUUCUUGACAAAAAUGCCUCAGAAAUCCAAAAUCUAAAUCUUCAAUUAGGCAAUGCUGUCAGUAAACGAUGGGAUGUUGAACAAGAGAAAAAGGAACAAAUUGAACAGAAGGAUAGCAAAAUAAAGAAAUGGAAGACGAGAGCAAAACUCCAACUAAAUGAAACCGCACUUUCUGAAAGUCUAAAAACUGAAUAUGGAAAUAAUCUGUUUAAAGCUCAGGAUCAAAUUCACUGUUUGGAACAGAAAAUUAGUGUACUUACAGAUUCCAACGCACUGCUUUCAACAGAGAAAGAGUCUUUAGUCAAGGCGACAUCGUCCCUGUCUUGCCAGCUGAAGGAAGUUAAGAUGCAGUUAGAAAACACAGAGGAGCAACUGUCGUCAGCUCUGAAUAAAGAUGCCCAACAGUCAAGCAUCUUAGCAACUAAAGAAAUGGAGAAUGAGCAAAUUACCAAGGAGCUUGAAAUAACAGCGACAGAACUACAGAACGCAAAAGACGAAAUUAGCGAUUUAACAAAGAAAACUCAGGAACUUGAAUCUGAAAUCAAACUGUUUCCCAGAGAGAAAAUGGAAGUUCAGGGAAAACUUGACCAGCUAGCUGAAGAAUUCUCUAAAAAUGGCUUGACAUCAGUAGCAAUGCACGUGAAAACGCUGCUAAAUGGUAUGAAUGAAAAAGACAAGAAUAAAUAUACUGUUGGUCGUUUCAACCUGGAGUUAGAAAGCCAGAAUUUUAUGAAAACGAUCACGGAACAGAAGACAGAAAUUGAGGAACUGAAAGCCAAAUUGCAUAAAGCUAUGGCUGCUCAGAGUAAAAAGCUGUUGCGUAAGAGGCAAGCAUGACAUCCGCGGACGUUAAUGUGGCUCAAAUGGCAGCAUGCACACCCACAAAUUAUACAUCAAAACAAGCAGCUGUCACAUUGAGAGCAGGAGGAGGUUAGGGCCCAAGAUGCAGAAUACCCCAGAUGACAUGAGGCAGGAGCAUUUUAAAAGUAAAUCCUUUAUUUAGGAUGAUGAACAAAAAUCCAAAAAGGGCAGGAAGCCAAAAACCAAAAGUCCUAAAACCCAGGACACCCAAAGCUCACAUAGAGCACAAAAACAACGCUAACACAAACAAUGGACCGACAAGACACUGAGACGAGACAGGGCUUAUAUACACUGGGGCAUGAUGGGAGGCAGAUGGGCUGCAGGUUUGUGGAGAGAGAACCAGGUGAAAGCAAUUAACUAAUCAGGGAGGAAACUAACAUGACCUAAGAGUAAAGAGUAAAAAACCUAAAGACAAGAUAAACAGCAAAAUAAACUAAUAUUCUAAGGGGAAGGGAAACUACAAAAACCUGUGGAAAAAACAUGCUACAGAGACUGAUAAAAUGAGAAGCUGAACCUAUAAAAAAACUGCAGAGGGGUGACUGGGGGAGACUGAAGGAACACAGGACUUGGGAGGGAAUAUCUGGAAGGCUGAAGACCAGGGGACACAUGAGGAACACAAAGAGACACAUAAGGGGGCUUCUUAGGGGGGAAUGGAGCACACAAGGAGACACAUGAGGGAGACGCAGACAGACCAUGACAGUACCCCCACCCCCAAAGGGUGGAUACCAGAUGCCCACAAGACAGACAAACAAUACCACGAUCAAAAGACAAGACUAAAACAGGACACGAGAAACCACAGGGCGGGAGAGGAGGGACCAAAACAAACAACAACCCACAAGGGCGGGCGAGGAGGGACCAGGGGACUCUGGGAGGCCGGCGACGGGGAACCAGGGAACAGGGGACUCUGGGAGGCCGGCGACGGGGAACCAGGAGCCGGGAACAGGGC